Cyprinodon variegatus (sheepshead minnow) is the source of this 2902-nucleotide messenger RNA. RefSeq names its product serine incorporator 1-like (gene serinc2l). Gene Ontology annotation, cellular component: membrane. The record is from RefSeq and is a predicted model, not a curated record. The transcript is spliced from 10 exons. Lineage: Eukaryota; Metazoa; Chordata; Actinopteri; Cyprinodontiformes; Cyprinodontidae. The coding region runs from base 81 to 1448 and encodes 455 amino acids.
GAAGUUUUCUCGCAUUAGUCCAAGGAAGGCUGAGGAAGAAGCGACACAACCCCAUCCUUUCGGCUGUUUAAUGUGGAAAAAUGGGGGCCUGUAUGGCUUUGUGCUCCUUGGCCAGCUGCGCCUCCUGUCUGUGUGGCUCAGCGCCAUGCCUGCUGUGUGGUUGCUGUCCGUCCUCCAAUAGCUCCACCAUCACCCGUCUGGUUUUCUCUUUCUUUCUGCUUCUGGGAACUAUGGUAUCAGUCAUCAUGAUCCUGCCUGGAAUGGAAACACAACUCCGCAAAAUCCCAGGAUUUUGCCAGGGAGGAACGACCGUAUUUGGUAUUGAAAAUCAGGUCAAGUGUGAUGUCAUCGUGGGCUACAAAUCUGUGUAUCGCAUGUGCUUCGCCAUGGCCUGCUUCUUCUUUCUGUUUUCGAUGAUAAUGAUUCGUGUCCGAAACAGCCGAGACCCACGAGCCGCGAUUCAAAAUGGUUUCUGGUUCUUUAAAUUCCUCAUCCUGGUUGGGAUCACGGUCGGAGCAUUUUUCAUCCCAGAUGGAACCUUUCAUACCGUGUGGUUUUACUUCGGAGUCACCGGGUCCUUCAUCUUUAUUUUGAUUCAGCUUAUUCUCCUGAUAGACUUCGCCCAUUCCUGGAAUAAGAUCUGGGUUGGAAAUGCCGAAGAAACUCAGAACAAAUGCUGGUUUGCAGGGCUCCUGACUUUUACGUUGAUCAACUAUGCACUGGCUUUCUCCGCUGUGGUGCUUUUCUACAUUUACUACACACAGCCAGAUGAUUGCACUGAGCACAAAGCCUUCAUCAGCCUCAACCUCAUCUUCUGCAUCAUCAUUUCUGUUGUGUCCAUCCUACCAAAGAUACAGAAAGCUCAGCCACACUCUGGUCUCCUCCAGGCAUCACUCAUUUCCCUUUAUACCAUGUAUGUGACUUGGUCUGCAAUGACCAACAAUCCAAAUCGGAAAUGCAAUCCAAGUUUGUUGAGUCUGGUCACUCACGCCAACAUCACCCAGCCAUCUGUGGACACUAAUCCAGGACACGUGCAGUGGUGGGAUGCUCAAGGCAUCGUUGGUUUGAUCAUCUUUCUCUUCUGUACUCUCUAUGCCAGUAUCCGCUCAUCCAGCAAUGCUCAGGUUAACAAGCUGAUGCAGACGGAGGAGGGCACAGGGUCUUGUGGAGAGGGAGUUGUCGGGGAGGACGGCGUGUGCAGGGCUGUGGACAAUGAGGAGGAGAAAGUCACUUAUAGCUACUCCUUUUUCCACUUCCAUCUCUGCCUGGCUUCACUCUACAUUAUGAUGACGCUGACAAACUGGUACCAACCAGACACCACCACCAAUGCCAUGCAGAGCAUCAUGCCAGCCGUAUGGGUGAAGAUGUGCUCUAGCUGGCUGGGCCUCCUGCUCUACCUCUGGACCCUCAUUGCCCCUCUUAUCUUCCCUGACAGGGAUUUCAGCUAAGCACAUGGUGUCCUCAAGCUGUAUUUGUCCUGUUUGUUUUCCUCCUGGUAUAUCAGAAAUUUUAAAGGAUGCUAUAAAAUGAUCUAAAAAGGGUGAUAUGAAGACUUAAAGUAUCUUCUCUCUAAUUUAGUUUUUUUUUUCUCUUGCUGUCACUUUUUGUGUAAUUUUGUGUUAGUUUUUCCACUUUUAAUGUGGUUAACAGCAAUCUUUUAUUGUUGUGUUGAAGUUAAGUUUCUGCACUAUGAUUAACACUAAGCAACAAGGCACUUUCAGUACCUCAGAUAUCUCAUUUAUUGAUUUUCUAUAAAAAGUGAUUCUGAUCAGACAUCUAUAAUUAGACGGGUCCGGAAAACCCCUGGUUAUCUGUACAUGGGGGAAUUAGGGGAGCCCCGCUUAGGAGCCCCAUGGUAGGGGGAGUGGGACAGCUUGAUAACGCUAAUAAGGCACGCCCUGCAGAUCAAAUCAGGGCUUCCCUCGUGCAGCUCAGCUAUAUGCAUAGCCAUGUCACUACAUCUUAAGCUGGUGAGAGUGCUGGUCUGAUUGUAGAGCUUCCUCGUCUGCUCUAAUUUGAGACGGUUUAUUCCUGGUGCUAAGCUUCCUCCUCUGACAGAACUCAGGCUCAGGCAGCCACGGGCAACAACCUUUACCUUUAAUUGAAGUCUGUUGCAGCUGGGAAACCUUUAUUGAUCCGCAGCUAAUCAGCACCAUGCAGUGUGCCGAGCGUCGAUCCCAGAAGCUGCAGCGUUAGCUCAAUGCUACCACUAGUUUUUAUGAAUGACAUACGUUUGAGAAGAGGAGUUAGAGUUGUAGAUCUUUUGUGCAAACAAGGUACUGAAUUUCAAAAAUGAUGGAAUUGUUGUUAAAUCGUAUUGAAUGUCGUGGUGAUCUGAUGGUUGUAAUGCUGGUAUGAUACUUAUGCAUUAUGUAGUCACCUCAUUUCUAAUCUGAUUGAAAUACCGUAAGAAUUCAAAUCAGUCUAGUUUGCAGAUGUCAAAGCAGUUUUUAGUUUACGCCUACAUUUUAGUUCUUGUCUUACAGUAAUUAAAUCCAUUGUGAUGACUACCAAUGUGUAAUGUGAGAUGAGUUUAUUUUUUCUUCUACAGUUUUACAUUUCAUCCCUUUUUUUAGGGGUUUUAUUUUGGAUAAUUUGCCUUUUUUGAUUCAUAUGUCGUAUUUUAUACCAAAACGGUGCCUUUUGUGGUCCUGUAUUUCAGAAGGAAGAUGUGCUUAUAUGCCUUGCCUAAACAUUGUGGUGAGUCACUGCAUGUCUUCAGGCACGGGUCUGUCAUGUGAUUUAACACUGUAUUCAAUGCAUAGGAAAAAAAAUCACAUCUAAUAAAGGUACAGUUUUCUGCCUGUGCAGGUAAAGUGUGGUUUCUGUGCCCUGUCUGAUUAAAAGAAAUAAAAUAAAAACCUGCUGUAUUAACCUACAAAGACUUAUAAUAAAUUAAUAA